Dendroctonus ponderosae (mountain pine beetle) is the source of this 6404-nucleotide messenger RNA. RefSeq names its product myosin heavy chain, muscle (gene Mhc). Gene Ontology annotation, molecular function: cytoskeletal motor activity; actin filament binding; ATP binding. The transcript is spliced from 25 exons. Gene Ontology annotation, cellular component: myosin complex. Bases 134 to 6016 code for a protein of 1960 amino acids. Lineage: Eukaryota; Metazoa; Arthropoda; Insecta; Coleoptera; Curculionidae. The record is from RefSeq and is a predicted model, not a curated record.
ACAUUCCAGGAUCUAGUAUCAGACAUUUAUAUGUCUUGUAACCACCGAAAACUCGUCCAGACUGCCUUUUCGAACGAAGGCUCUAGGGCUGUUUAUACGUGUCUCGAUAGCCCCUUCGUAACCGUCCGCCAACAUGCCAAAGCCAGCAGCGAACCAAGAGGAUGAAGAUCCUACCCCAUACCUCUUCGUCUCCUUGGAACAGAAACGUAUAGACCAGACCAAGCCCUACGAUGCCAAAAAAUCUUGCUGGGUCCCGGACGAAAAAGAGGGAUUCAUACUUGGUGAAAUCAGGGGCACCAAGGGUGACCUUGUCACCGUUGGUAUUCCCGGAGGAGAGGAGAAAAAUGUGAAAAAGGAUCAAGUUUUCCAAGUGAAUCCGCCCAAAUACGAAAAAGUCGAAGAUAUGGCCGAUUUGACCUAUUUAAACGAUGCUGCUGUAUUGUACAACUUAAAACAGCGCUACUAUGCUAAACUGAUUUACACCUACUCCGGUCUUUUCUGCGUCGCCAUCAACCCUUACAAGCGCUACCCGGUAUACACCAACCGUUGUGCAAAACUCUACCGUGGUAAGAGGCGUAAUGAAGUGCCACCCCAUAUUUUCGCUAUUUCUGACGGAGCCUACGUUAACAUGUUGACCAACCACGAAAAUCAAUCUAUGUUGAUUACUGGUGAAUCUGGUGCCGGAAAAACUGAAAACACGAAAAAGGUAAUUGCCUACUUCGCCACCGUUGGUGCUUCCACCAAGAAGCCCACCGAAGAACAGCAGAAGAAGGGUACCCUUGAAGAUCAAGUAGUGCAAACUAACCCCGUACUUGAAGCCUUCGGUAACGCCAAGACCGUGCGUAACGACAACUCUUCCCGUUUCGGUAAAUUCAUCCGUAUCCACUUCGGCCCUACUGGAAAAUUGGCUGGUGCUGACAUUGAAACCUAUCUGCUGGAGAAAGCCCGUGUCAUUUCCCAACAGUCCCUGGAACGGUCUUACCACAUCUUCUACCAGAUCAUGUCUGGUGCCGUUUCCGGAUUGAAAGAAAUGUGUCUCUUGUCCAAUAAUGUAUCGGAUUACAACUUCGUCGCCCAGGGCAAAACCACAAUUCCCAACGUAGACGACAACGAAGAAUGUAGAUUAACUGAUCAAGCCUUCGAUAUUCUUGGUUUCACCCAAGAAGAGAAGAACGACAUCUACAAGAUCACCGCCUCUGUCAUGCACAUGGGUACCAUGAAAUUCAAGCAAAGAGGUCGUGAAGAACAGGCUGAAGCUGACGGUACUGAGGAUGGUGAAAGAGUUGCCAAACUCUUGGGAGUUGACACCACCCAACUCUACACCGCUCUGGUUAAGCCCAGAAUCAAGGUCGGUAACGAGUUCGUUACCCAAGGUAGGAACGUCAACCAAGUAUCCUACUCCGUGGGCGCCAUGUCGAAGGCCAUGUUCGACAGACUGUUCAAGUUCCUGGUCAAGAAAUGUAACGAAACUUUGGACACCAAGCAAAAGAGACAGCACUUCAUUGGUGUACUGGAUAUUGCCGGUUUUGAAAUUUUCGACUUCAACAGCUUUGAGCAACUUUGCAUCAACUUCACCAAUGAAAAGUUACAACAAUUCUUUAAUCAUCACAUGUUUGUGCUUGAACAAGAAGAAUACAAACGUGAGGGUAUCGAAUGGGCUUUCAUUGAUUUUGGCAUGGACUUGGCUGCCUGUAUUGAACUUAUUGAGAAGCCUAUGGGUAUCUUGUCCAUCCUUGAAGAAGAAUCUAUGUUCCCCAAAGCUACCGAUCAAACCUUCGUUGAAAAGUUGAACACCAACCAUUUGGGCAAAUCUCCCAACUACCAGAAGCCCAAACCACCAAAGCCCGGCCAGCAAGCUGCCCACUUCACCCUUGGUCACUACGCUGGUAAUGUCCCAUACAACAUCACCGGUUGGUUGGAAAAGAACAAGGAUCCCUUGAACGACACCGUUGUCGAUCUUUUCAAGAAGGGUACCAACAAGCUGUUGUGCGAAAUCUUCUCUGACCAUCCCGGACAGUCCGGUGGAGCCGAGGCCAAAGGAGGCCGUGGAAAGAAGGGUGGUGGUUUCGCGACUGUAUCUUCCGCCUACAAGGAACAAUUGAACAACCUGAUGUCCACCUUGAGAGCCACCCAGCCUCAUUUCGUCCGUUGCAUCAUCCCCAACGAAUUGAAACAGCCUGGUCUCAUUGACUCCCACUUGGUUAUGCACCAGCUGACCUGUAACGGUGUACUUGAAGGUAUCCGUAUCUGCAGAAAAGGUUUCCCCAACAGGAUGGUCUACCCUGACUUCAAACUUCGAUACAAAAUUCUGGCACCAAGUUCGAUCAAGGCCAGCACCACUCCUGAAAAAGCCGCCGAAAUUAUUUUGGACGCCAUAGCUUUAGAGAAAGAGCAAUUUCGGAUGGGUAAAACCAAGGUAUUCUUCCGUGCUGGUGUUUUGGGUCAGAUGGAAGAAUUGCGUGAUGAACGUUUGGGCAAAAUCGUCACCUGGAUGCAAUCCUGGGUCAGAGGUUAUCUGUCCAGGAAAGAGUUUAAGAGGCUGCAAGAGCAACGUUUGGCCCUCCAAGUGUGCCAGAGGAACUUGAGGAAGUACCUCAAGUUGAGGACCUGGCCCUGGUACAAACUGUGGCAGAAGGUCAGGCCUCUCCUCAACGUCACCCGCAUCGAGGAUGAGAUCGCUAAACUGGAAGAGAAGGCUGCUAAAGCCCAGGAAGCUUACGAGCGUGAGGCUAAGGCCAAGAAGGAGUUGGAAACCUUGUAUGCCAAACUCCUGACUGAGAAGACCGAUCUGUUGAGCACUCUUGAGGGCGAGAAGGGAAGCCUUUCCGAGACCCAAGAGAGAGCCAACAAAUUGCAGGCCCAGAAGAGCGAUCUUGAGGCUCAAUUACAAGAAACUCAAGACCGUCUGAGCCAAGAGGAGGACUCCCGCAACCAACUCACCCAGCAAAAGAAGAAGCUCGAACAAGAAAUCAACGGUUUCAAGAAAGACAUCGAAGAUCUCGAGUUGAACCUCCAAAAGUCCGAACAAGACAAGGCCACCAAGGACCAUCAAAUCAGGAACUUGAACGAUGAAAUCGCCCACCAGGACGAGCUCAUCAACAAGCUGAACAAGGAGAAGAAGGUUGGAGGCGAAAACAACCAAAAGAUCUCCGAAGAACUCCAGGCUGCCGAAGACAAGGUCAACCACUUGAACAAAGUGAAGGCCAAGUUGGAACAGACCUUGGACGAAUUGGAAGACUCCCUGGAACGCGAAAAGAAACUCCGUGGUGAUGUUGAAAAGUCCAAGAGGAAGGUUGAGGGCGACCUCAAACUCACUCAGGAAGGCGUCGCCGACUUGGAAAGGAACAAGAAGGAACUCGAACAGACCAUUCAACGCAAGGACAAGGAAAUCUCAUCUCUCACCGCUAAACUCGAAGACGAACAAUCCGUUGUUGGAAAGACCCAGAAACAGAUCAAGGAACUCCAGGCCCGUAUCGAAGAACUCGAAGAAGAAGUGGAAGCCGAACGUCAAGCUCGUGCUAAAGCUGAAAAACAACGUGCUGACCUCGCUAGGGAACUGGAAGAAUUGGGAGAACGCCUUGAAGAAGCUGGUGGCGCCACUUCUGCUCAAAUUGAAUUGAACAAGAAGAGGGAAGCUGAACUUGCCAAGCUCCGCCGUGACUUGGAAGAAUCCAACAUCCAGCACGAAGGUACUUUGGCUAACUUGCGCAAGAAGCACAACGAUGCCGUAUCCGAAAUGGGCGAGCAGAUCGACCAACUCAACAAGCUGAAGGCCAAGGCUGAGAAAGAAAAGGCUCAAUACUUCGGCGAACUUAACGACCUCCGUGCUUCCGUCGACCAUUUGGCUAACGAAAAGGCUGCCAUUGAAAAGGUAUCCAAGCAAUUGCAACAGCAACUCAAUGACGUGCAAGGAAAACUUGAUGAAACCAACCGCACCUUGAACGACUUCGACGCCGCCAAGAAGAAGCUCUCAAUUGAAAACUCUGACCUGCUCAGACAAUUGGAAGAAGCCGAAUCCCAGGUAUCCCAACUGAGCAAGAUCAAGGUCUCCCUUACCACCCAAUUGGAAGACACCAAGAGGUUGGCCGAUGAAGAGAGCCGCGAGCGUGCCACCCUUCUGGGCAAAUUCCGCAACUUGGAACACGACUUGGACAACAUCCGCGAACAAGUGGAAGAAGAGGCUGAAGCCAAGGCCGACAUCCAACGCCAGCUCAGCAAGGCCAACGCUGAAUCCCAACUGUGGCGCCAGAAAUACGAAUCCGAAGGUGUCGCCCGCUCUGAAGAACUGGAGGAAGCCAAGAGGAAGCUGCAAGCCCGUCUUGCUGAAGCCGAAGAGACCAUCGAGUCCCUCAACCAGAAGGUUGUAGCUCUUGAGAAGACCAAGCAACGUCUGGCCACUGAAGUCGAGGACUUGCAACUGGAAGUCGACCGUGCCACCGCAAUUGCCAACGCUGCUGAGAAGAAACAGAAGGCAUUCGACAAGAUCAUUGGAGAAUGGAAACUGAAGGUCGAUGACUUGGCCGCUGAACUUGACGCCAGCCAGAAGGAGUGCCGCAACUAUUCCACCGAAUUGUUCAGACUCAAGGGAGCAUACGAAGAAGGCCAGGAACAGUUGGAAGCUGUCCGUCGCGAAAACAAGAACCUCGCUGAUGAAGUUAAGGACCUGCUUGACCAAAUCGGUGAAGGUGGCCGCAACAUCCACGAAAUCGAAAAGGCCAGAAAGCGCUUGGAGGCCGAAAAAGACGAACUCCAGGCUGCUCUUGAAGAAGCUGAGGCUGCCUUGGAACAGGAAGAGAACAAGGUGUUGAGAAGUCAAUUGGAGCUGUCCCAGGUGCGCCAAGAAAUCGACAGGCGCAUCCAGGAGAAAGAGGAAGAGUUCGAGAACACCAGGAAGAACCACCAACGUGCCCUGGACUCCAUGCAAGCCUCCCUGGAAGCCGAAGCCAAGGGUAAAGCUGAGGCCCUCCGCAUGAAGAAGAAGUUGGAAGCCGACAUCAACGAAUUGGAAAUUGCUUUGGACCACGCUAACAAGGCUAACGCCGAGGCCCAAAAGACCAUCAAACGCUACCAACAACAGCUCAAGGACACCCAACAGGCCCUUGAAGAGGAACAACGUGCUCGUGACGAAGCUCGCGAGCAAUUGGGCAUCUCCGAACGUCGUGCCAACGCCCUGCAAAACGAGCUCGAAGAGUCGCGCACUCUUUUGGAACAAUCCGACCGCGCUCGCCGUCAAGCCGAACAAGAAUUGGGAGACGCUCACGAACAGCUGAACGACCUCGCCGCCCAGAAUGCUUCCAUGUCCGCUGCCAAGAGGAAAUUGGAAACCGAACUCCAGACAUUGCAUUCCGACCUUGAUGAGCUCCUGAACGAGGCCAAGAACUCCGAAGAAAAGGCCAAGAAAGCCAUGGUUGACGCUGCCCGUCUAGCUGACGAACUCCGUGCCGAGCAAGACCACGCUCAAACCCAAGAGAAACUCCGCAAGGCCCUCGAAACUCAAAUCAAGGACUUGCAAGUGCGUCUGGACGAGGCUGAAGCCAACGCCCUCAAGGGAGGCAAGAAGGCCAUUGCCAAGCUCGAACAGAGAGUGAGGGAACUCGAAAACGAACUCGACGGAGAACAGAGGAGACAUGCUGAUGCCCAGAAGAACCUCAGGAAAUCUGAACGCCGCAUCAAGGAGCUGAGCUUCCAAGCUGAAGAGGACAGGAAGAACCACGAGCGCAUGCAAGACUUGGUCGACAAACUCCAACAGAAGAUCAAGACCUACAAGAGGCAGAUCGAGGAAGCCGAAGAAAUCGCCGCUCUCAACUUGGCUAAAUUCCGCAAGGCACAACAAGAACUGGAGGAAGCCGAAGAACGCGCCGACCUCGCCGAACAAGCUAUUGCCAAAUUCCGUGCGAAGGGACGUGCUGGAUCAAGCGCCAGAGGACAGAGCCCAGCGCCAAGACAGCGCCCACAAUUGGGAGAAGGUGGUCUUUUCCCCCCAAGGUUCGACCUCGCCCCCGAAGGUGAUUACUAGACGUAACGCGCUGUGUUAGUUUUAAAGCAAAUAAAUGAACUCUGAACGCGGUGUUACCAUUCAGGCCGCGAGUGUAAUUUCUAUUUUUAAUUAAUAAUUUUUAAUUGUUACCUACAAUUAUUUUUUAUUUCGUUAUGUUAAUUUCGCCUUUUUUUCAAUUAAAAGUAUGAUUCCGUUGUUUCAUUACAUAGUGUUAUUAUAUGGGAAAACGCGGAGAAUGGAGGCAAAAAGAGACACGUAUUUCCAUCACAUUCAGCCUUUGGUCUCUGUGUUUCCCAAUAUAACAAAUCAAUCCAUGUAUUUUGUAAAAAGUCCAGGUUAUUUUAACUUAUUGUAUGUGUGGAUAUGUUGUAUGAUAUAAGGCACCAAAUAAACAAAUUAUAUCGUU